AAUAUGAGACCGCUAUCGGGCGGCGACGCCCUGCCAGCCGCGAAACCGCGAUCCCGCAAGUCGAGUCUCGCCGAUCCUCCACCCAUCGCCGGCCAUGUCCCCACCGCCUUCUACAUGAAGAGUGAGGAGGAAAUGGAACAGUCGCUAGCUGCCUCCCGCUCUUCUGAGCUUACAGCAAGACAGCGCAGCAGUAAUUAUGGCGUGCAAAGCCUCGCAGACACACUGGAAGCCGCUUUCGGGCAUGAGGCUCGCUCAGACGACUCCACAAUCGAUCAUGUCCGUGCAAGUGAUGCUCAAGCAAAUGAUUCAUCUAGACAGUCCUUACCCACCUCUCCCAAGAUCUCGCGAAGAGAGACUGAGAACAGGCCGUACCCUACACGGCUGCUUAAACAGAAGCCUUCCAACAAUACUCUGUCCAAUCCGCUCACUCCUCUCCAUCCCGAUUCCUGCUCUCCAGUCCCCACGUCGGUCAUGUCUAGCACCCCUCGAUCUACGUCCGUACAAUCGCUGAAGCUAUCUGAUGAAGAGCCAGGGUCGGAUGAUGUGGCUAGUCAAGCUGUUGCAUCCAGUGAGGAGGACGAAGAUGAUGUCAUGCCAGAUAGUCUCGACAGCUUUCCUCAACUAGUAAUGCCCAGUAUCCAAAUGCCAUCGCGAAGACCAUUCACGGACAAAGGCAAAGCCAUGGGAAAACUCAAAUUGCUUGUCGCAGGUGAAGCUGGUAUUGGGAAGACUUCAUUGAUUCGAUCAAUCGUGCAAUCGUGCGACGAUAUUGUUUAUGUGGACGACCUUUCACCUUCGAGCUCAAUAAUACAACCGCCAUCAUCCCUCAAAACCUCGUCUCGUAAACAAAAGAAUGUACCUGCAGGUACUUCACGGAUCGUCGAGAUGCAUGCAAGCACCAAGCCAUAUCCUUCUUGGUGGACUGAUAUGGAGGAGUCUCGGACAUCAAAGAAACGUAAAAGUUCUACCACCGAUGCUGUGUUGGAGAGAAACAUAUGCUUUGUAGACACUCCAGGUUUCAACUUAGCCUCAAAAGUCGAUGACAUGAGCCAUGUGAUCGACUACAUCGAGUCGCAGCUGUACCAGACUACCUCUAUGACUACUUUGGACGACAAUGAUCUGGUGGGAAUUGUUGGGGGAAGCGGAGGCAUUUCUGUGGAUGCCAUUCUCUAUUUGCUGCCGCCGUCUCAUGAUAUUACACGUCAUAUUGAAUAUAUGCAGCGUAUGUCUCAGCUCACUAACGUUAUACCGAUUAUUGCCAAGUCCGAUACACUUUCGCCCACCGAACUGAUAGCGAUCAAAACUUCUAUCCUGGCUCGUUUGCAGCUCACAUCUAUCAAACCAUUUCUGUUCGGUACUGCUAUUGAUGACGCAUUGCUCACCGUACAAGGACUCCCACAAAAUGAACCAUCGCCCUCGGAUGAUGUGGAGGCGACCGAAAACAAGCAGUUCCCCUUCAGUAUUCCUACGUAUCCUUACGCCGUCUCAUCAAUACUUGGUCCCGACACUGAGACUAUGGAUGCUUCCUUGCUCAUGUCGCCCGACUAUGUGCAGCCUAUUCUUCCUUCCGAACUCACUGCUCUUGUCAGUCGAGUGUUUGACCCCGAGUCAAUCGCCUGGCUUCGAUAUGCGGCCGCAAAGAAAUUUCUUGCCUGGCGCCGCCGCACAAAGCUUCCAGAGGAAUCCUUCAUCCUACCAGACAUGCAGAAGUCCUCAAUUAAACGCGGUAGUGUUUCAAGUGGCUCUGUAGGACUGACUGGGGCAGCAAUCAACACAUCAGCAAAUUCAUCAUUGUUCUCGUCUACCUCGCCCUCGGGAGUCCUUGUCCCUCCAAUGGGAUCUCCCUUUUAUAACUCUACAUUACACUCACCGUUUCCUGCAUCACCAUCACUGUCGCACACACAGCUCGAUAAUGGUGGUCAGCCGAGUGAUUUUCAACUGGCUCGAUACCAGCAAGCUGCACACGGCGAACAGAAGUUGGCAGAAGUGCGGCUAGCAAAAUGGGCGACAGACCUCCAAAGAAGCCUACGCAAUGAACGUGAAAGAUAUGACGAUCUACAACGGACCGAAAGAGCAAAGUGGCUUCUGGAACGAGUUGGCGAAGAGGUGGCAAGCGGCAACAUUGUCGCUUCACCAGGAGGGUCACCGAGAGCGGACUGGGCUGUCACAAAACGCAGCAUUACCACGAAGACAGAAGAGUCUAGGCAGCGGUACAGGGCUAACGGACUGGAUUCACGUGAUCCUCUGGGCCUGUGCGAUUUCAGCGAUGAAGUCCGACGACGUGGGUUUGUGCUGGUCAAAGUGUUGGGUGGCAUGAGCGUGCUAGGAGCAUGUAUAGUGGCCGUCGCCAGAGCCUAUACUGGAUGGGAAUCGGGUACCCGAGAAGGUGGAAUCUGGGAUUGGCUGGUGGGCGCUGCGAGAUGA
Molecule: messenger RNA, 2424 nt
Organism: Periconia digitata
Lineage: Eukaryota; Fungi; Ascomycota; Dothideomycetes; Pleosporales; Periconiaceae
Source: the annotation of a GenBank genome assembly